Molecule: messenger RNA, 1005 nt
Organism: Peniophora sp. CBMAI 1063
Lineage: Eukaryota; Fungi; Basidiomycota; Agaricomycetes; Russulales; Peniophoraceae
Source: the annotation of a GenBank genome assembly
AUGACCGAAACGCUGAUUUCUGCUGUUCGCGCUCGUGUUACCAUCGAUGUCGACUCGAUGAACCCUCUUGUCGCGGCUCGCCAUGCAGCGGAGGCGCGCUUCCAGGAUAUGACCUCUAACCAGGCUAUCGCGUAUGGAGAGUCCACGCGCUCCGAACAGGCUACUGUGCUCGCAGAGGCUAUCAAGACAGCCCGCGCGACGUUGAGCGACGCUGUGGAAGAGGACGCGCUUGUCGAUCAGGUCGUCGAUGUCUUUACAGUUCUACUUGCGAAGAACGUGAUCCCGCACAUCUCAGGGCGCGUUCACGCGCAGACGGCGCCCGAGACCGCUUUCAAUACAGAGGCAACCAUCGCGCAUGCGAAGAAGCUCGUGGCCCUCUUCGAAGAGCACGGCAUCCCAAAAGAACGAGUGUGUAUCAAGAUCCCAGCGACCGGUCCCUCAAUCCUAGCCUGUGCAUACCUUGAGAAGAUCGGCAUUCGCACGCUUGCGACUUGCCUAUUCUCCGUCUCUCAAGCUCUGGCAGCCCAUCAAGCUGGCUGUCUUUACGUUGCACCGUACUUCAACGAGCUUCGCGUACACUUCGAGCCCGACCUGUGGAAGAAGUAUGAUGAUACAGCGCGCGAGCAUCCCAUGGGCAGCGUCAUUCACGAGAUCGUUGCUACGUAUAAGAGCAUCGGCGCGAAGACGCUUGUCAUGCCUGCGAGUGUCGUGACCGGUGAAGAGGUUGUAGCCCUCGUUUCCCUCCAGCCAAAUCACCUCACGCUCUCUGGAGCCGUACUUGAUCUACUAGCAGCAAUCCAAAACAAUGCUCUUCCCGAACCACCAGCGCUUCCUGCCGCAUCAUCCCUGACUACUACGGACUACCUUGCCUCCGACGCACAAGCCCUCGCGCAAGCAAUCGAAAGUGACGCAGAAGUAAACAGGAAGCUUGCCGACGCUUUACUCAUCUUUGGCGAUAUGGAAGAGAAGCUCCGCGCGCUCAUCCGCACGCAGCUACACGUUUAG